GCGGGUCUGCAAAUACGUAUUGUGUCUCGGCCUGCAUAAAGGCUGGAGGUCGAGGAAGCUGGUGCAAGACUCCAACAUGACGAGCGUGACAUUGGUUGUCCUCGCCGCGGCAGUGGCCAGCUCUGCCGCAUUCGACAUUUUGCCGAAGGAGCUGGGCAGUUUCUACUUGGGACACGCCGCGUUCCUAGAGGUCUUCGCCACUGAGCAGUCUACUGAGACUGUCGCAGACCAGUACACGCUCUAUAUCUCCAUCUUCAACCCUGCUACGCUGCUGCAGAAAGAUUAUAUUUACUAUAUAAAUUCUCCUGGAAGUCAGCUUGAUAGUGUUGACAGCUGGGUGCCAACAAGGAUAGAUCAAGAGAACUAUUGGCCAAAUGAUCUCUACUACAUGAACAGUUCAAUAGUGGGCCGCGAGGGAAUAAUUUGGACAUCUGGGUUUCUUGUGCCCACCAAAACCAAAGGUUGUUUGAACAUCUACUUUACUGGUACAGAGCCAUUUGAUGGGCCAUACAACAUUGCUUCCCUAGACGACCAAGACUACUCCUACCAUCGUGUAAUUUGGAAGGAUAUUAAUGGUGAUGGUCUUUUGGAUGCAGUAACAGCUCGUUUCCAUACUGGUCUCCUAGGUAGUGUAACAAAACAGUCGUUGUGGCUUGAGAAUCCUGGUAGUUCUCAGUUAGAGGGAUGGACUCAGCAUAUGGUAAAAGAGGAUGGAGCUGAUAUACAUUUCCAAGUAGAGCAACUGACAGCAGGUGGAACAACUUAUGAUGUCCAGAUCAAUGGAGAGUUCUGGAAUGAAAAACUCACAAUAUAUUAUGGAAAUAACAAUGCAAACUUCUGGGAAGACCCAUCUGAGCUGCAGGAAGUUGUUGUUGAUGAUACAAUUGGUCAACCUUUUGAUGUGUAUUACUGGGAUAUUAAUCUUGAUGGUGUGAAAGAAAUAGUUGUGACAGCCUAUAAUGGCAGCUAUGGAAAUGUGUAUGCUUACACUGUACCAGAAGACUUCAGAACAGGAACAUUUGAAAGACAUACACUUGCAGAUGGGUUUGAGGCCAAUUUCAUUUUGGGAGGUCAGUCUAUGACACCUGGUGCAGCACAUCUGUUUUACAUUUCUGAUGAGCAUGAACAAUCAGGAGAGAAGCCCUAUAUACUUUUGUCUGGUGAUGAUGAUGGGAAUCACUACAUCCUCACUGCAGUAAGCCAAGACGCAAAUGAAUGGAGUUAUCAGAAAAAUAUUUACUUGGAAACAGGUGGUACUACUACAGGCAAGUCUGUUGCAGUUGAUUUGGAUGGCGAUGGCAAGACGGAAAUUAUUGCAGCUGCUUAUUCGGCAGGCAGGGUAUAUGUUUACAGCUAUGGAGAUGUGUAAAUAUUUAUGUCCCUUUGUGUCUUAAAGUCACAUCACUGUCUACAAAAAAAGAUUAGUAGCCAUGGGAAUGGAAAUUAUAGUGUAUUAAUAAAGUGUAUCUAUCUCAUUGAA
This is a messenger RNA of Schistocerca serialis cubense, 1480 nucleotides long. RefSeq lists its product as uncharacterized. Lineage: Eukaryota; Metazoa; Arthropoda; Insecta; Orthoptera; Acrididae. Bases 77 to 1369 code for a protein of 430 amino acids. The transcript has 9 exons. The record is from RefSeq and is a predicted model, not a curated record.